ACACGGCUACACACUGUCUAAUCACUCGGAAUCGUCGGAUAGUGCACUACGGUCCGUCAAUGCGUUGAUGUAACGCAAACAUGACGGUCACAUUCCAUAGUUCACUUUUAGAUGUUAUUAGCUCCAAUCAUUUUACCGACAUGGAAAUCGGUAAUUUGGAGAGGUAUACCGUAAACAGAUUUGUCGAGCUUUGCUUAAACGUGCCGGCUAAUAGUUUUAUAUUCAGCAAUCGCAUCAGUGAUGUUUUUAAUAUGUGGGAUAAAAAAUGGACGUACCUGUCCGCGGGAAAGCUCGGUGCGUGUGUGAAAAUGGCGUCGGAUAAGCGCGGGCGACGGCAGCGCCGCGCGGAGCAGCGCGGGUGCGCGCGCGCCGCCGCUGCAAAUCGCGUUAUUUCAGGAUGUCUCCCGCGAAGUCUUCAAAACACCUCUGCGACAGAUAAACAUGCCAGUAACUCCGCAGAUAUGGACGUAGGCAGAAGCAGAUAUAGUCGGCCACGUAAACAAUUGUUUUUCUUCGAAUCGAACACGAUGCCGUGA
Molecule: messenger RNA, 536 nt
Organism: Leguminivora glycinivorella
Lineage: Eukaryota; Metazoa; Arthropoda; Insecta; Lepidoptera; Tortricidae
Exons: 3
Coding region: 81-536 (151 amino acids)
Source: RefSeq, a predicted model, not a curated record